AGGAAAAAAAAAGAGACAAACGAGUCUCUGUGCGGUCUUGUGUGAGUGCCAGCUGUGCCUGUGAAACACGUAGUGAUUUUAAACCGAGGUCGUUUUCUAGAGGCCGUACAAAAAUGAUCAAAAAUGGAUUAUUGUACAUUAUAAAUUAUUAUUAUUUAUUGUGUGUGUGAAAUUAUUAUUGUUGUUGUUGAUACUGUGUAAUUGUUUCUUGUUACUUCGAUUGAUAUCGAUAUUUAUUGGAAUUAAGAUAACAAAAUUCAUAGUGUUUGAAUUAGUAAUAAAAGUAAAGCGGAUAUUACUGUUGUUGCUAUCAAAAGAAAAAAUGACGGACUACAUAAGAAAUAGUUUGAGAGACAACUUGCAAAAUUUGAAGCCGACGUCUAAUUUACGACUUCCGUCAAUUCAGCCGGCACCGUCGCAGUUAUCUAACAUAAAUAACCCGCCAGACGAAGUAGAUAAUCGUGAGUUUCCACGAGCUGAUUAUAGGAUUGAGUCGGUGAGACUGCAGAGUUAUGCGAACUGGCCGCUGUCGUAUAUGGAGCCCGAAAAAUUAGCAGCUGCUGGAUUCUAUUACACGGGGGAGGGUGACAGUGUAAAAUGUUUCGAGUGCGGAGUCGUUAUAUGCCAGUGGGUUGAGGGUGAUAACCCGAUGUCUGAUCACCAACGUUGGCAAUCAAACUGUCGGUUCGUACGCAAAUUACCCUGCGGUAAUGUACCUAUUGGUGUUGAUCCAAGUACAGUACCCUCAGUAAGUCCCCGAAGUCGUGACGUAUGCGGUCGUUACGGAGAUGAAUUCAGACCUGGCGCAUCGCCAGAUUUUCGUUCUGGCCAGACGGAAUUCCAGUUUCCCAGUACUGCUAAAUUGGGAAGUCUCAAUUUGGCCCAGCCUAAAGGACCAGCACAUCCGGAAUACGCGAGUUAUGACGCCAGACUCAAAAGCUUUGAAUCGUGGCCCAAGUCGAUGCCGCAAACUAAAGACAAUCUUGCUGAUGCUGGUUUUUACUACACGGGAACUGGAGACCAAACUCUCUGCUACCACUGCGGCGGUGGGUUGAAGGACUGGGAGCCCAAAGAUGACCCGUGGACCCAACACGCAAAGUGGUUCAAAAAAUGCUACUACGUUCUGAUGGUCAAGGGUCAAGCGUUCAUCAACAGUGUCAUCGGUCAACCCGUCGCCCCACCUUCUCGCGAGGAAACCAUGCAGAUGAAUCUGCCAAGUUACAUUGAAAAAGUGGAACAACCAGCCAGUGCUGCUGAAAAGCCUGAGGAAAAACCCGAGGAGAAAGCCGAAGUUGACGUGAAACCAGUCAACAAGAGUGCUGACGAUGCCAGAAUGUGCAAAAUUUGUUACAAUGAAGAGUUGGGGGUGGUAUUCCUACCCUGUGGACACAUGGUGGCUUGUACUAAGUGCGCGCCGGGUAUGACUUCCUGCGCGGUGUGUAGAGAACCCGUCAGUAUGACAGUUCGCGCUAUAAUAUCUUAGUACCUUACAUUAGCAUUAUUCAUUUAUUAUUUAGAUUUUAUUAAAUUAACAACAAACAAAAAAUAUAUAUACACAUCUAUAUAUAUUUAAAAUUAUAGUUCUGUAAAAUUAAAUGAUUGAAAUUUGAAAAUGAAAUUAACAAAAUUAAUAAAAAUAAUAAAAUUAACGCGUGUUGAAUGACAUGACUCAUGGCGUCUCUCAUGUGGGUAAAAUUCUAUGCUGAUUUGAAAUGUAAUCUUCUUUUCAUAUGAAGAAAUGAUUAAUAAUAAUAUACAUGAGAAAAAUACCUGCUAAUACAGAAUUGUUGAUGAGAUAAAAAGGUAUUACUAAGUUUAAAAGUAUUUACUUGGUAAUUAAGGUGUUAUAUAAAAAAAAAAAAAAAAACUAUUUGCCAGAUGAGUUUAAAUUUAAAUGAAUAAAAUUAUAAAAAUUAAUUUUUUUGUUUAUUUGUUUUUGUGUUUGUAAUUUUCUUGUAAUUAAUUUAUAUAUUAAUUUUAAUCUAUUUAAUUUUUAUAAUUUUAUUUAUCAUUUGGCGUUUGCUGUUGCUGGCAAUAGAAUUGUACCUACAUCAGAGUUGCUAUUUUUUAAUUAACCCGCAUUACAGUUGAUUUACUGCGGAUUAAAGUUAUAAAUUAAAAAAGUUUGUUAAUAUAAAAAAUUGAUAAAAAAUAAUAAAAGUAGCAAACUGACAUGACGUCUAGUCAUUGGAGUAUUACGCGAUUAAUUUUUAAUUCAUUUUUUUUUUGGUUUUUUUUUCCCGGAGUUGAUUUCGCUCAGUCGUUAAAAAAUAAUAAAGGAAAUGAAAGUACUCGUGAUUUAUUAAAAUUUGUACAUGUGAUUUAUAUGAUUAUUAUUAUUUUGAAUUCGAUUAAUGUUUAAUUAACGAACCGGAAAUGCCAUAGUUUGAAAAAUAAAAUUUAUGUCGUAAUUAAAAUGAAUAAAAUAAAAAUGCUAAUGAAAAUAAUGGAAAUAAAAAAUGUAAAGGUACUAGAUAUUGAAUAAUAAAUUAACAAUUUAUUUUGUUUAAAAUUUUUAUAUUUAUUUCAUGUUUUAGGAUUUAUUCAAAUAAUACAUUUAUAGAUACUAAUAAUAAUAAUGAUGAUAAUAAUAGUAAUUAAAUAAAAGUGAAAUUAAAUUUAUUUAAUGAAUAAUGAACGUGAAUAAUUAUUAUGUCUACGCCAGUGAGAUUCGGUUUGACGAUAACUGAUUUUAAAAUGUGAAUUGUGACUCAUGAAAGGAAAUAAACCAGGCUAAGACGCGUCGUAACAUGUUGCCUUUUUUAAAAUAUUACUAUUAUUAUUAUCAUUAUUAUUUUUUAAAUAUAAUACACAUGUGUAUUAUAUUUAUUAUAUAAUAAUCAUAAAUAUUCCUAUGGCCAAUUUAACAGGCAUCAUUUUUAAUUAAUUUGCCAUUUUAUAACCAAUUAAAAUUACCACAUGCAAAUAGUAUUGAAAAAAUUUAGCAACACAUUUAUUAGACUUGCGAUUCAAUAGUUUAACAUUUUUUAAUUAUCAUUAGGAAGGUAAAAUACCCAGUACCCAAUCAGGGAAUCAGUACUCGAUCAUUCCAUAUAUGUCUAUAUAUAUUUAGUAAAUAUAGAUAUCGCGUCACUGAUUCCAAUAGGGCGUAAAUUUUUUUCCGCUCUUUUAGUCACUAAAUUUAAAACCAAAAGGGCGUAGAAUUUUUUCGAAAUUCCUAAUCAUUGCAGACUUAUUCUUCACUUAAAAAUUUGAAUUUAAAAAAAUUGGCGGUAAAAAAAAAUUAUUAGUUUCCUUAAGUCAAAAGGGCGUAUAAAAAUAUGACUUUUUGGAAUUAGAAAUGCGGUAUAGAAAUAUAUGAGCAAUCGGGUACUACACGAAAGAUUGAAACCUGACUGGUUACUGUUCUGCACUCGACUCAGUUCGGUGUUGGAAGAAAAUGCAAGAUUGUGGUGCAGCAUCACACUGAUUACUGUGCAGAACCUGACUGAGUCAUAUGCGCACAGUAAUCAGUGUGAUGCUGCACCACAAUCGAGUAUUUUAUUCCAGCACCGAAUUGAGUCGAGUGCAGAAAAGUAACCAGUCGGGUUCCAAUCUUUCCGUAUAGUUCCCUGAUCAGGUACUGGGUCUCUUACCUUAGGUGCAAAUUGUAUUUGCAAUAAUAAAUAAGUGCAACAACUACUUGAAAUAAUUUUUUUUUGUAGAGUAAACGGGUUUAUCGGGUAAUAAAAAAAUAGUUAUGCUUUGUAAUAUAAGCUUUCAUUUAUAUUUCACACGCAAGUGAUUUUAAGCGACCGGGAUUUUUAAAAAAUAAUCGUAACUAAAUAUUUAUGUCAGUUUAAAUAUUUUCUGAAGCAUUAUCAACUUGUGUUAAAAAUUAAGUUAAAUUAUUUUUUAUUUGAAAUAUAAUCGUUUUUGCGGGAAAUUUAUUUAAAAAUACUAUCAGUUUUUAAAAAAUUGUUGAUUUUACUCACUAUCAAUUACAGAAAUGCUUUAGAAAAUAUAAAACUUAACGAUUUAAAUUUUAUAUUUUAUUUAUAAUCUCUCCCUUAGUUUAAAAUUUUAUUUUUUACUGUAUAUUCAUUCAGAACAAUGCAAGUUAAGAUUAAUAGGAACAAACACAUUUAUAUUGAAAAAUAUUAUUUAAGAAAAUUUUAUUUGCUAGUGAAUUUUAUUGUCUAAUUAAAUGAUGAGUAAAAUUAAUCAGAUGAAUGAUUAAGUUAACGGACCAUAGAAUUUUAAAAUAACAUUUAAAAUUUUAAUUACUACGGAGAACACAAUGAAAUUUUAGACGGAAAAAAUAAAACAACAAAAGACAGUUUCACAAAAGAUAAAAUUUUUAUAAAAUCCUGAAUAUAUAAUUCGAAAUUUAAAUUUUUUAAAAUGUUUUCUAUUCGAAACGCCGCAUUAUUAUUUGAAAUUGUACUUUUUCUUGUUCAUUUUUUCCGUACAUCCACUAAAUAUUUUAUUACAGUCGUGAUAAAGACAAUUGAGUACUGAAAAAAAAUUUUUACAUCUAAAUAAUUAUAUUUAUUUAUAUAAUUAACAUCGCAAUUGGAUAGACACUCGGAUUAAAUUUAAUCGAACCGGAUUUAAAAUUUUAUUUACCCAUUGCAAUGUUACAAGAAAUCCACAGCACAUUAAAUAUGAAACAGUAGAUUGCAUUUAAUUAUCUACUAUUUAUUUAUAGUGAAUUCA
Microplitis mediator is the source of this 4659-nucleotide messenger RNA. Its product is annotated as baculoviral IAP repeat-containing protein 7-B-like. Lineage: Eukaryota; Metazoa; Arthropoda; Insecta; Hymenoptera; Braconidae. The record is from RefSeq and is a predicted model, not a curated record. The transcript has 3 exons. Bases 323 to 1483 code for a protein of 386 amino acids.